GUGUCUGGUUGCGCAAAGUUGCAGACCUGCAACGGUUGGCUGAGCGCAGUUCAGUGACAACCGUGACAACUUUGACAAAUUCCUCGUCGUCGAAGCGAAUCAUCAUCCAUCUUGUUUGUUAUUGCAAACAAUAAACGAACACCUGACAACACGACGUACGUACAAUCAGCGCGAAUCAGUCACUGCCCAGCAAUCAUACUCGGAACGUGCACCACAUCGCGCGCGCGCCCUGCAUGGUGGACGGCAGGUAAACACCGUGGAUCACACAGAAUGCGCUGAAGACACUCACCAGACACCAGACACUCGGCAGCCACACGGACAAAUUGAUGCUUACGCCCGAAUUAUGGUUACACUCGACACCAUUCCAUUAUUAUGGCUGAGGAUAGCGGUCGGCCACCACAGAAGUCCUACGACUACCUGCUGAAGUUCCUCUUGGUUGGUGAUAGUGAUGUGGGCAAGCAGGAGAUCAUCUCCAACCUGGAGGAUGGCGCCGCCGAGUCCCCAUUUUGCAGCGGCAGCGGAAAAUCUUAUAAAACCACCACAAUUCUGCUGGAUGGUAAGCGGGUCAAACUGCAGCUGUGGGACACCUCCGGCCAAGGUCGCUUCUGCACAAUCAUAAGGUCCUACUCGCGUGGGGCGCAAGGUGUACUGCUGGUGUAUGACAUAACGAAUCAGUGGUCCUUUGACGGUCUGGACAGGUGGUUGAAGGAGGUGGACGAGCACGCGCCCGGCGUACCGAAGGUCCUCGUCGGUAAUCGGCUGCAUUUGGCGUUCAAUCGUAAAGUUGGCGAACGCGACGCGCAGACGUACGCGGAAAAGCACAGCAUGGCUUUCUUCGAAGUCUCUCCGCUUUGUAAUUAUAAUAUUAUGGAGAGUUUUUGCGAACUAUCCAGGAUGGCGUUGCAGCGCAACGGAAUGGAACGACUAUGGCGUUCUAAUAAAGUAUUGCCGCUGCAUGAAUUAUGCUGCCGGGCGAUUGUGGCCCGCACGACAGUCUACAGUAUCGAGCAACUGCCGCUGCCGACAUCAGUAAAAUCACAUCUAAAGUCGUACGCGCUGACGCCGACGUGCACGCGCCUGCGAUACACGCACAGCCAGCGCAAGGCGCACAACAAGAAGAACAAGCUGACCAGCACGCCGACGUCGCCGGCCGACACGCGCAGCUGCGUGCCGCGCAACAGCUGCUCCGUCACAUGAUACGCACGAUGCUGGUGGCUGUGACAGCGGCAGCGACAGCGGCAGCAGCAGCAGCAGCGAGACGACACUCUCAAGUACCUCACACGAUUACGUAUGCAAGCAUGGAGACGUAAGGCAAACGAGCAUAUCUGGCAGUUCGAACCGUCCGUUCCAGUAUUUCGAGACUUCUCAUCCGGCAUUUGUACAUUGCACACGAACACAUUCAACACGCACGCGCGUUACACAGCCCACAGCCGCCACAGAUGAAUUAUUGCAGUUCAGAGACAAACGCAGAACGAGAAACCAACAAACAAAUGGAACUUAAAAGAAUGAAUAAGCAAUCUCAGUGAUUAAUGAUGAUAUUUUUAUAUGAAACAGAAGAAGAAUCAACGACAACUAUGUUAUGUUAAUUGAUUAUUUUAAUAUUGUAAUUGUAACGUAAUGAAGCGAGGAGGAGGCAGACGCGAAGAAUCAAUUAGCUAUUACGAUGAAAAAAAGUAUAUUGUAGUGCGUCGAAUGUGUGUAUAGUAUGUUUUCGAGUGGCGACAGCACAACAACACGCCUCCCACGCACAGCCGGGAGGCGGCAGACGAGACAACCGCGGCAUCUUAAUUUACAAAUUUUUUCGAUUUUAUUUGUUAAUUAGUGAUUAUUUACUCGAAAUUAUUUAUGUUUAUAUAUUGUUGUAAUUUAUAGACGAGUGCGAAUGGUGUGCGUGCGAGAUUGCGAGGUGGGGAAAAUGCGCUGUAUUAUUAUCUAUACCAGGAUUACAAAUUUCUUUUAGUUAACGAGAGACAAAAA
This is a messenger RNA of Dalotia coriaria, 1977 nucleotides long. It is a transcript of the gene Rab40, whose product is annotated as RAS oncogene family member Rab40. NCBI's taxonomy places the organism in Eukaryota, Metazoa, Arthropoda, Insecta, Coleoptera, Staphylinidae. Gene Ontology annotation, cellular component: synaptic vesicle; endosome; plasma membrane. Gene Ontology annotation, biological process: protein localization to plasma membrane; intracellular signal transduction. Gene Ontology annotation, molecular function: GTP binding; GTPase activity. The record is from RefSeq and is a predicted model, not a curated record. The transcript has 3 exons. Bases 373 to 1197 code for a protein of 274 amino acids.